Molecule: messenger RNA, 1229 nt
Organism: Maylandia zebra (zebra mbuna)
Lineage: Eukaryota; Metazoa; Chordata; Actinopteri; Cichliformes; Cichlidae
Source: RefSeq, a predicted model, not a curated record
UUACAUGAGAUCAGUUUCUACAAUGGCAGCUGUAGACAACAUACUGUGUCUGUUCGUCUUAGUAUCUGCAGUUUUGACACACUUACAUAUACACACAGUUACUGUGCCUCCAUUUAGAAACACAGAGGCAUCAGACGUGGCUUCUACAUUCAACACAGACGCUCUCCCAACCCAAAUCCUGACGUCGGUUUGGAAUAAAUGUCAUUUUAAAAAAAUGACAUUUAUGUAUGCUGUAAGAUUUGGCGUGUUCUUGACAGCGUUUCACUUUGUUUUUAGCGUUUAGAUGUGGAAGGAGAUGUUUUUUCAAAACUGCACAUGUGGACUGGAUUUCUUUUAAACGAAAAAGGAAAACGUGCGUUUUCAAACAUAGGCGUGUACGUUCGGACGCAGCCUAAAGUCAUCACAAAAAAAGCAAAUUCUCUGAAGAUUCUUAGUUGAGGUUUACUGAUCAUUGUUGUUUUGUGUUCCUUGUAGUCAAAAUGAGUGCAAGUGGAGACGGACCACAAAAUAACCAAAACGGCCAACAGGUUAACCCACAAAGGUUUGCAAAUGGAGAUCAGCAACCUGCUAAUGAACCAGUUAAUGGAAGCUUCUUGAACGAUCUGUAUCUCACUCUCCGUGAUAUUUGUUGGUUUCUGCAUGAGCUAAUAGCUUCAGUACUGGAACAAUAUGAUGACUUCUACGGUAGCGAUGACGAUGACAACAAUGUCAACGCUCAAAAUAUUAAUGUGAGGGACAAUAAUGCCAAUGCUGACAACAAUGAACAGCACCAGGAUCGUAAUGCUGUGGUUGUUGGUGGCAUUGAAAAUGAGGAGGCAUUUGAAGACCGUGUGGAUGUUCACCAGUACAUCCCAGAAGAGGACCCUCAGCCAGGUGUUUCCAGGAGGAGGUCUAGAGAGAUGGAUGAAGAACAUGUGGAACCAAACAAAAGAAUCAGAUGGAGCGAUGAUGACUCUGACUUCUUCUCUGCCUCUGACACUGAUAGCAUGGGCUGUCCUCGUGUUGGUAAUAUUGCCGAUGAGGACAUCAAUCACUCAACUGCAUACGACCACUCUGAGAGCAGCAGUGAUGAACUUUUUGAAGGUGCACACGAAGAGCUUGACCACCAUGAAGCUGGAGGCUCGAGGAAGCGUUCCCGAGAGGACUUUGAGGAAGAAGAGGAAUACUUGCCGGCAUGCAAAUUUCAGAGGUGUUCAAAUGAGUCCAGCAGCAGCAGUGAUGAAGACUAA